UUCAGAAUGAUUGUUAUAACCAUUAAAUAAAGCAUAAGAAUGAAUUCAAAAUAUACCAAAUCUAAAGAAUUCUCCCCAACUAAUUCAGAAAUAUGUAUUGAAGAAAUUCGUCCAACUGAUCAUUUUUUAGACAUUGAUAAAACUGAAUGGGCAUAUAAUAAGGAGAAUCGUAAUGGUUUUCUAAAUCAUGUCUCAUCAAGUACAUCCCUAGAUUUGUCUACUCAAAAUGUCCUAGUUAAAAAACCCAAAGGAAAUACCUUUGAUCUAAGCAACUUUUUAUCAAAAAAAAGUGGACCUCAAGUGCAAAAGGACAAAAGUUUACCAAAAAAUGUCAGAUCUUUCUACAAAAAGCAGGAUCACUUGAUAAAGGAAUUUGAAGAUCACAUAAGAUUUAAAAACGAAAAUCUGGAAGAUAUCGUCAAAAAGCCUAAUGAAGAAUCUCAUGAUCAAUGUUUAGCUAAAGUCACUUUCUUCAUUAACUUGUGCUUGAUGAUAAUAAAAUCAGUAGCUGCCGCCUUAUCUGGUUCCCUGGCCAUUAUUUCCAGCCUGGUAGAUUCUUGCGUAGAUUUGGUGUCCGGGAUUAUCAUAUGGUAUAGUAACCGGGCCAGUCGAAAGCCUAACAUAUAUCAUUACCCUCAGGGAAGGACCAGACUUGAGCCUAUAGGAUUAGUUAUACUUUCCUCCAUCAUGGCUAUAGCCUCGUUUCAAAUCAUAUUUACCUCGAUCGGGCAAAUGAUCAAAGGCGAUAUGCACCCAAAAGUCGACACAGCUACCCUUAUUAUCACAUUAACCACCAUAGUGACCAAAUUGAUUUUGUGGAUCGUGCUGAGACGGUAUAAGACCCCUGGCGCUCAAGUAUUAACCAUGGAUCAGCGUAACGAUUUUUUCUCUAAUUCCGUCGCCCUCGUUUGCGCCUAUAUAGGUUUCUUGUAUUGGCGUUACGCGGAUCCGAUAGGUGCUUUAUUAAUAGCCAUAUACAUAGCUAUGAGUUGGUGGUUGACUGGUUAUAAACAAAUCCAAUAUCUAACUGGUCACACGGCACAAUCCAAAUUUUUGCAACUCAUAACUUGGAUAUGCUUGAAUCAUAGCGAAAAAAUUCUUAAAAUCGAUACCGUUCGGGCUUUUCAUUUCGGCAAUAAUUUUUUGGUUGAAGUAGAUAUAAUGCUACCUGAGACCAUGUUCCUUAAGGAGGCUCACGAUAUUGGGGAAAAACUGCAGGUCAAAUUAGAAGGGUUGCCCGAAAUCGAAAGAGCUUUCGUUCAUUUGGAUUACGAAACUGAACACAGACCUAGCGAAGAGCACAAAUUUCCUUGACGAAACUCCGAUACCGAUAUUAGUUUAACCAACUAUUUAUAUUUACACCAAUUCAAACCUUACAUUUUAGAUUUUAUUCGUCAAAAGCCCGGUUUAGGGUAUACGCGAAUAAAGGCUAAAUAAAUGUAUUCGACGCCUUUUAAUAAAAUAUGCAAUGCACUUUUUAAAGAUUAAAAUGUACUGCUCAGUAUAUAAUUAAUCAAAGGAUUAAAUCAUUCGAUAGUACCAAAUAAUUUUUUGAACAGAACUUAAAAAUUGCUUUAGAUAUUCAUAUAUCAUGUCUUUCUAUGGUAUAGUAGGAUUGAACUUCUUAAAUUGCUAAUCUAUUCGAUUUUAAUAGUCGUUAUGCCAAUUAUAGCCUAACAAAUGAUAUCAAGUCGUUUUUUUUUCAUUAAAUCGUCUUUUUUAUGCACAACUCUAAAAUAA
Molecule: messenger RNA, 1740 nt
Organism: Gordionus sp. m RMFG-2023
Lineage: Eukaryota; Metazoa; Nematomorpha; Gordioida; Chordodea; Parachordodidae
Exons: 11
Coding region: 40-1314 (424 amino acids)
Biological process (GO): monoatomic cation transport; transmembrane transport
Cellular component (GO): membrane
Molecular function (GO): monoatomic cation transmembrane transporter activity
Source: RefSeq, a predicted model, not a curated record